CGCUCGGCAACGUAAUGUUGCUGCUCUCCCUAGCCUAUAAGUACACCGCAAUACUACAGUCAUCGGCAAGAGGAAGAACAAAGAAAACUAAUUAAGAUAGAUAUCGAGAAGAUGGCGUCUACGCCUGCAGUUUGCUCCGUCAAUGAAGUUCAGGGGCUGCGAAAGGCUCCGACCUUUCACCCAAGUCUGUGGGGUGAUUUCUUCGCCACUUUCCAGCCACCCACUGCACAUCAGCGUGCAUACAUGGCAGAAAGAGCCGAAGUGUUAAAAGAACAAGUUAGGAAGAUGCUGAAGGGCGCAAAUGAAGUACCAAAAAUACUGGAUCUUGUAAUCACAUUGCAACGGCUUGGACUGGAUAGUCACUACGAGAAUGAGAUGGACGAGCUGUUGAACUUUGUUUACAAUUCCGAUUACGAUGAUAAAGAUUUGAAUUUAGUUUCACUGCGAUUUUAUCUUCUACGAAAGAAUGGCUAUGAUGUGUCAUCUGAUGUGUUUCUAAACUUUAAAGAUAAGGAAGGAAAUUUUGUUGCUGAUGAUAUAAAAAGUCUCUUGAGCUUAUAUAAUGCAGCAUACCUUAGGAUACACAUGGGGAGAAAGUACUUGAUGAAGCCAUUAUAUUCACUAGAGGCCAACUUAAAGCUGCAUUAGGUUCUUUGGAAUCGA
Molecule: messenger RNA, 663 nt
Organism: Phragmites australis (common reed)
Lineage: Eukaryota; Viridiplantae; Streptophyta; Magnoliopsida; Poales; Poaceae
Product: beta-sesquiphellandrene synthase-like
Exons: 3
Coding region: 112-648 (178 amino acids)
Molecular function (GO): terpene synthase activity
Source: RefSeq, a predicted model, not a curated record